UCCUGCCACUCACAAAUAAACAAAGAACAAGAACGGAAGUCAACGAUCACCCUCUGUAGAUGAGAAAAUAUUUGGAUUUGAAACCCCCAUUAUUACAAUUAUACAUAUGCCUAAGCUACUGAUUCAAAAUCGUCCUCAUCUUUUUUCCUUGAGCUACUUCCGUUCUCUCCCUUCAGACUUGCCCUGCCACAAGAGUCUCACUCUUGUUUCUUCGACUUUUUCUCCACAAAACAAUGGCAAUGUUUUUCUUGUUUCUCUCUAUCUUUUUGUUUGUUUAUAUCUGGAGAUUCAUCAUACGAAGCCGUCAUAUUUCUCCAUCCCCAUCUACUCCUUCCACCUUAACCACCGCCCAACCACAAGUAAUUAAAUAUGAUGUCUUCCUUAGUUUCAGGGGAGAAGACACUCGUUUUGAUUUUACCAGCCACCUCUAUGCUGCUUUGAAACGGAAACAAAUCCUAACUUUCAUAGAUUAUCAGCUUGUGAGAGGAGAUGAGAUUUCGGCAUCACUUCUGAGAACAAUUGAAGAGGCCAAGCUUUCUGUGAUUGUUUUUUCUGAAAACUAUGCAUCUUCCAAAUGGUGCUUGGAGGAGCUUGCAAAGAUUUUUGAGCGUAGAAAAAAUAACGGACAGAUAGUUAUUCCGGUAUUCUACCAGGUGGAUCCAUCCCAUGUAAGAAAUCAAACAGGAAGCUUUGGGGAUGCAUUUGCGAGACUUAUAAGGAAGAAAGCUUUGACGAUGGACAAAGAGCAGAGCUUCAGAGACGCUUUGACGGAUGCAGCCACUCUAUCUGGAUGGUCCUUAGGGAAUUCUGAGCUGGAGUCUGAAUUUAUUAAGAAUAUCGUUGGAGAUGUUUUGAAAAAAUUGCAUGCCAUGUCUUCAAGUCACACUACGACGGGUCUAUUUGGAAUUGAUGUUCGUGUUAGCAAAGUUGAGUUUUUGUUAGAUAUGGAAUCUCCAGAUGUUCUCAUUGUAGGCAUAUGGGGAAUGGGUGGUAUCGGUAAGACAACGAUUGCUGAAGCUGUUUGCAGCAAGGUUCGUUCUCGAUUUCAAGAAAUAUUUUUUGAAAGCUUUAGGCAACAAUCUGAUUUGCGAAGAAAAUUUCUUAAACGGCUGCUUGGCCAAGAAACUCUGGACACUAUGGGCUCCUUGAGUUUUCGACAUUCUUUGGUGAGGGAUAGACUUCGUCGAAUAAAGGUGUUUAUUGUUCUGGAUGAUGUGGAUGAUUUAAUUCGUUUUGAAGAAUGGAAAUAUUUGCUUGAUCGACAAAACAGUUCAUUUGGUCCGGGCAGUAAAGUUCUCAUAACAAGUAGGGACAAGCAGGUGCUUAGCAAUGUAGUUGAUGAGACAUAUGAGGUUGAGGGGUUAAAUGAUGAAGAAGCUAUUCAACUCUUUAGCUCGAAAGCAUUGAAGAAUUGCAUCCCCACAAUUGAUCAAAGACGCUUGAUAAAAAAGAUUGUAAGUCAUGUACAAGGCAAUCCGUUGGCUCUUAUAGUUUUGGGUUCCUCUCUCUAUGGUAAAAGCAUCGAAAAAUGGCGUAGUGCAUUGAAUAAACUAGCUCAGCACCCUCAAAUUGAAAUGGCGUUGAGAAUUAGUUACGAUGGGUUGGAUUCAGAACAAAAAUCCAUAUUUCUUGACAUAGCGCAUUUCUUCAUAGGAUGGGAGCAAGACAGGGCAACAAGAAUAUUAGAUGGCUUUUAUGGUCGGUCUGUGAAGUUCGAUAUAAGCACGCUCAUUGAUAAGUGUCUCAUAACUACUGGUAACGGUUAUGAUGACAACAGUUAUGAAAUAUAUUGGCUAGAAAUGCAUGAUUUACUACAAGAAAUGGCAUUUAACAUUGUUCGUGCAGAAUCUGAUUUUCCUGGCGAACGUAGCAGGUUAUGUCAUCCUCCUGAUGUCGUUCAAGUAUUGGAGGAAAAUAAGGGAACUCGAAAAAUUAAAGGCAUAUCUUUGGACAUGUCCAUGUUAUCGAGACAGAUACACUUGAAAUCUGAUGCCUUCGCAAUGAUGGAUGGUCUUCGAUUUCUCAAUUUCGAUCACGAUGGUUCCUCCGAAGAAGAUAAAAUGCACCUUCCUCCUACUGGCCUCGAAUAUCUUCCUAAUGAGCUGAGAUAUUUGCGAUGGGAUGGAUUCCCUUCGAAAUCCUUGCCGCCAUCUUUUCGUGCUGAACACCUUGUCGAGCUUCACCUAAGCGGAAGCAAGCUUGUAAAACUUUGGACAGGAGUAAAGGAUGUUCGAAAUUUAAGAGAAAUUGACCUAUCUUUCUCUCCAUAUUUGACGGAAUUGCCAGAUCUAUCAAUGGCAAAAAAUUUAGUGUCCUUAAGACUUGUGGACUGUCCAAGUUUAACCGAGGUUCCGUCAUCUCUUCAAUAUCUUGACAAGCUGGAAAAAAUUGAUCUCUAUGGUUGCUAUAAUCUUAGAAGUUUUCCAAUGCUUGAUUCAAAGGUUCUCAGGUUCCUUACUAUAAGUCGGUGCCUAGAUGUGACCACGUGUCCAACGAUUUCACAAAAUAUGGUAUGGUUACGGUUGGAACAAACUUCAAUCAAAGAAGUUCCACAAUCAGUUACUGGCAAGUUGGAAGUCCUUGAUCUAUGGGGUUGUUCUAAGAUGACCAAGUUUCCAAAGAUUUCAGGGGAUAUAGAAAAAUUAAAUCUAGGCGGAACUGCUAUUAAAGAGGUGCCCUCAUCAAUCCAGUUUCUCACAAGACUCUGCUAUUUGGAUAUGAGUGGUUGCUCAGAACUUGAGAGCCUCCCAGAAAUCACAGUGCCUAUGAAAUCUUUAGAGUCUCUUCACUUGAGUGGAACGCCACUUAAAGAGCUACCCUCAUCAAUCCAGUUUCUCACAAGACUCGAAAAGUUGGAUAUGAUUGGUUGCUCAAAACUUGAGAGCUUCCCAGAAAUCACAGUGCCUAUGAAAUUUUUGAAGGUUAUUAACUUGAGUAAGACAGGCAUUAAAGACCUUUGA
Messenger RNA from Populus nigra (black poplar), 2960 nucleotides. Its product is annotated as disease resistance protein RPV1-like. The transcript is spliced from 4 exons. Gene Ontology annotation, molecular function: ADP binding. The coding region runs from base 234 to 2960 and encodes 908 amino acids. The record is from RefSeq and is a predicted model, not a curated record. Gene Ontology annotation, biological process: defense response; signal transduction. Lineage: Eukaryota; Viridiplantae; Streptophyta; Magnoliopsida; Malpighiales; Salicaceae.